Messenger RNA from Mesoplodon densirostris (Blainville's beaked whale), 4025 nucleotides. RefSeq names its product calcium dependent secretion activator 2 (gene CADPS2). Gene Ontology annotation, cellular component: glutamatergic synapse. The record is from RefSeq and is a predicted model, not a curated record. Gene Ontology annotation, biological process: positive regulation of exocytosis; synaptic vesicle exocytosis; dense core granule exocytosis. Bases 112 to 3891 code for a protein of 1259 amino acids. NCBI's taxonomy places the organism in Eukaryota, Metazoa, Chordata, Mammalia, Artiodactyla, Ziphiidae. The transcript has 28 exons.
GUUCUGCGGCCGCUGCUGCCAGCCGCGCGGCUCCCGCAGACCCGCGGGCGCAGCGGCAGGAGGUGAGGCGCCUGGGGGCCGCGGGCCGAGCGGCGGGGUGCCCCGAGCACUAUGCUGGACCCGUCUUCCAGCGAAGAGGAGUCGGACGAGGGGCUGGAAGAGGAGAGCCGCGAUGUGCUGGUGGCGGCCGGCGGCUCGCAGCGAGCGCCGCCGGCCCCGGCUCGUGAAGGGCGGCGGGACGCGGCGGGGCGCGCGGGCGGCGGCGGCGGCGCAGCCAGACCCGUGAGCCCGAGCCCCUCGGUGCUCAGCGAGGGGCGAGACGAGCCCGAACGGCUGUUGGACGAGGAGCAGGAGCGGAGGAUCCGCCUGCAGCUCUACGUCUUCGUGGUGAGAUGCAUCGCGUACCCCUUCAACGCCAAGCAGCCCACCGACAUGGCCCGGAGGCAGCAGAAGCUUAACAAGCAGCAAUUGCAGUUACUGAAAGAACGGUUCCAGGCCUUCCUCAAUGGGGAAACCCAGAUUGUAGCCGAUGAAGCAUUUUGCAAUGCAGUUCGGAGUUACUAUGAGGUUUUUCUGAAGAGUGAUCGAGUGGCCAGAAUGGUUCAGAGUGGAGGAUGUUCUGCUAAUGACUUCAGAGAGGUGUUUAAGAAAAACAUAGAAAAACGUGUGCGGAGUUUGCCAGAAAUUGAUGGCUUGAGCAAAGAGACAGUGCUGAGCUCCUGGAUAGCCAAAUAUGAUGCCAUUUACAGGGGUGAAGAGGACUUGUGUAAACAGCCAAACAGAAUGGCCCUGAGCGCUGUUUCUGAACUUAUUCUGAGCAAGGAACAACUCUAUGAAAUGUUUCAGCAAAUUUUGGGGAUCAAAAAACUAGAACACCAACUUCUUUAUAAUGCAUGUCAGUUGGAUAAUGCAGAUGAACAAGCAGCCCAGAUCAGAAGGGAACUUGAUGGUCGUUUGCAAUUGGCAGAGAAAAUGGCAAAGGAAAGAAAAUUCCCCAGAUUUAUAGCAAAAGAGAUGGAGAAUAUGUAUAUAGAAGAGUUGCGGUCUUCAGUGAAUUUGCUAAUGGCCAAUUUGGAGAGUCUUCCAGUUUCAAAAGGCGGUCCAGAAUUUAAAUUACAAAAAUUAAAACGUUCACAGAAUUCUGCCUUUUUGGACAUAGGAGAUGAGAAUGAGAUUCAGCUGUCAAAGUCCGACGUGGUGCUGUCAUUCACCUUAGAGAUUGUCAUAAUGGAAGUGCAAGGUUUGAAGUCAGUCGCUCCCAAUCGAAUUGUUUACUGUACAAUGGAAGUGGAAGGAGGAGAAAAACUGCAGACAGACCAGGCCGAAGCCUCAAGGCCACAAUGGGGAACCCAAGGAGAUUUUACCACUACUCAUCCACGGCCUGUGGUCAAAGUAAAACUCUUCACGGAAAGCACUGGGGUCUUGGCCCUUGAAGAUAAAGAACUGGGAAAGGUGAUAUUAUACCCAACUUCUAAUAGCUCCAAGUCAGCUGAGUUGCACCGAAUGAUCGUUCCAAAAAAUAGCCAGGACUCUGACUUAAAAAUCAAAUUGGCAGUGCGAAUGGAUAAACCACCACAUAUGAAACAUAGUGGAUAUCUGUAUGCCCUUGGACAGAAGGUUUGGAAAAGAUGGAAAAAACGUUACUUUGUUCUUGUUCAGGUUAGCCAAUACACCUUUGCUAUGUGCAGUUAUAGAGAAAAAAAGUCUGAACCACAAGAGUUAAUGCAGCUUGAAGGAUACACUGUGGAUUACACAGAUCCCCACCCAGGCCUUCAGGGUGGUCAGAUGUUCUUUAAUGCUGUUAAAGAAGGAGACACUGUAAUAUUUGCAAGUGAUGAUGAACAGGAUAGAAUAUUGUGGGUUCAGGCCAUGUAUAGGGCCACAGGUCAAUCGUAUAAACCCAUUCCUGCAAUUCAAGCCCAGAAGCUGAAUCCUAAAGGAGGAACUCUCCAUGCAGAUGCUCAGCUUUAUGCAGACCGCUUUCAGAAACAUGGUAUGGAUGAGUUUAUUUCUGCGAAUCCCUGCAAGCUUGACCACGCCUUCCUUUUUAGAAUACUCCAGAGGCAGACUUUGGAUCACAGACUGAACGAUUCCUAUUCUUGCUUGGGGUGGUUUAGCCCUGGCCAAGUCUUUGUGCUGGAUGAGUACUGUGCCCGUUAUGGCGUGAGGGGCUGUUACAGACACCUCUGCUACCUUACAGAACUGAUGGAGCAUUCAGAAAACGGUGCUGUCAUUGACCCAACCCUGCUUCAUUACAGCUUUGCGUUCUGCGCCUCUCAUGUGCAUGGCAACAGGCCUGAUGGAAUCGGAACUAUUUCAAUGGAAGAAAAAGAGAAGUUUGAGGAGAUAAAGGAACGACUGUCUUCCCUUUUAGAGAAUCAGAUAAGCCAUUUCAGAUACUGUUUUCCCUUUGGACGACCUGAAGGUGCACUGAAAGCUACACUUUCAUUACUUGAAAGGGUUUUAAUGAAAGAUAUUGCCACUCCCAUACCAGCGGAAGAGGUGAAAAAAGUGGUCAGAAAAUGUCUUGAGAAAGCUGCAUUGAUCAAUUACACGAGACUCACAGAAUAUGCCAAGAUAGAAGGCCCAGCAGAAAAGGAAACAGAGACCAUGAACCAGGCGACUCCUGCUAGGAAGCUGGAAGAGGUUCUUCAUCUAGCAGAGCUCUGCAUAGAAGUCUUACAGCAGAAUGAAGAGCAUCAUGCAGAGGCGUUUGCCUGGUGGCCUGAUUUAUUGGCAGAGCAUGCAGAGAAAUUUUGGGCUUUAUUCACAGUGGAUAUGGAUACUGCACUGGAAGCACAACCACAAGACUCCUGGGACAGUUUUCCUCUUUUCCAGCUGCUCAACAAUUUCCUCCGAAAUGACGCGCUUCUAUGUAAUGGAAAAUUUCACAAACACUUGCAAGAAAUCUUUGUGCCCUUGGUUGUCCGCUACGUGGAUCUCAUGGAGUCCUCCAUCGCCCAGUCAAUUCACAGAGGUUUUGAGCAAGAGACAUGGCAGCCUGUCAACAAUGGCUCAGCAACAUCAGAAGACCUUUUUUGGAAACUUGAUGCACUGCAAAUGUUUGUAUUUGAUCUUCACUGGCCAGAACAAGAAUUUGCCCAUCACUUAGAGCAAAGACUUAAACUAAUGGCCAGUGAUAUGAUAGAGGCCUGUGUCAAAAGAACAAGAACUGCAUUCGAACUCAAGCUGCAAAAGGCAAGCAAAACAACUGACUUGCGCAUCCCAGCCUCUGUGUGUACAAUGUUUAAUGUAUUAGUCGAUGCCAAAAAGCAAAGCACCAAACUCUGUGCCCUGGAUGGAGGACAGGAGCAGCAGUACCAUUCGAAAAUAGAUGAUUUGAUUGACAACACUGUAAAAGAAAUCAUUUCACUUCUAGUUUCAAAGUUUGUUUCAGUGUUGGAAGGGGUGUUGUCUAAGCUGUCAAGAUAUGACGAAGGCACUUUCUUUUCAUCCAUUCUGUCGUUCACUGUGAAAGCAGCUGCAAAAUAUGUUGAUGUUCCAAAACCAGGAAUGGAUCUGGCAGACACCUAUAUUAUGUUUGUUCGGCAAAACCAGGAUAUUCUUCGAGAAAAGGUCAAUGAGGAAAUGUAUAUAGAAAAGUUGUUUGAUCAAUGGUACAGCAAUUCCAUGAAAGUCAUUUGUGUGUGGCUGGCUGAUAGAUUAGACCUUCAGCUUCAUAUUUACCAACUGAAGACACUAAUCAAGAUUGUGAAGAAAACCUAUAGGGACUUCCGAUUGCAGGGUGUGUUGGAAGGCACCCUGAACAGUAAGACCUAUGACACCCUGCACAGACGUUUAACAGUAGAAGAGGCUACAGCUUCUGUUUCGGAAGGAGGAGGACUUCAGGGCAUCACGAUGAAAGACAGUGACGAAGAAGAAGAAGGCUAAUAAAAUGCAGCUCUGCAGAAGGAAGGAGGGCCUUGACAUUGUUUAUUUUGUACCUGUCCUUGUAAUUACAUUGAUUGCUUGGACCAAAUAUAAAUGCUUGUAUUUCACUCUACAUUUUAAAAAGUUAACCUGAA